UCGGCAAGCGCGUUCAUGGCUGAAGGACCCGACGCGUUUCACCGCUUUGUGGCUGACGAGUUGAGGCUUGCUGCGGGGCAGGCACUCCCUCGACUUGAGAUCCGUGUGCGCAACCUCUCGCUUUCGGUGGAGACGCCCGUGACACAUGACGACGCAGCGGGUGCAGCUUCCUCGGAGCUUCCGACUUUGCCCCGAGUACUUCAUCGUGCU
Molecule: messenger RNA, 210 nt
Organism: Phytophthora sojae
Lineage: Eukaryota; Oomycota; Peronosporomycetes; Peronosporales; Peronosporaceae
Exons: 1
Source: RefSeq, a predicted model, not a curated record